GCUUGGAUAACAGGAGGUUGAAACGCGAAGGGGGCAGGAGCAGCAGGAGCAGCAGGAGGCCGUGGCUGGACAAUGACUGACGUGGAAAGUGAAAGGAGUGACUGAGUAACAAACUUCGGGGGAGAAAGAAAGUCCGAGGAGCCAAAUCCACCUCCUGAGUGUGUGUGUUAGCUUCUGUGUGUGUGUUUCACACCGGACACGGCACCAUGAGUCUGGACAAAGCAGAGCUGUGUGAUUCUCUGUUAACCUGGUUGCAGACAUUUCAGGUGCCGUCAUGCAACAGCAAGCAGGACCUAACAAGCGGAGUGGCCAUCGCACACGUGCUGCACAGAAUAGACCCCUCUUGGUUUAAUGAGACAUGGCUCGGCAGAAUCAAGGAGGAGAGUGGGGCCAACUGGCGCCUCAAGGUCAGCAACUUGAAAAAGAUUCUGAAGAGCAUGCUGGAAUAUUAUCACGAUGUGCUCGGUCACCAGGUGUCAGAUGAGCACUUGCCAGACGUGAACCUCAUAGGAGAGAUGGGAGACGUCACUGAACUGGGCAAGCUGGUGCAGCUCGUAUUGGGCUGUGCUGUCAGCUGUGAGAAGAAACAAGAGCAAAUCCAGCAGAUAAUGACACUUGAGGAAUCUGUCCAGCAUGUUGUGAUGACAGCCAUUCAGGAGCUCUUAUCAAAGGAGCCUUCAUCAGAACCAGGAAGCCCAGAGACCUACGGGGACUUUGACUACCAGUCCAGGAAGUAUUAUUUUCUAAGCGAGGAGGCAGACGAGAAGGAGGACCUGAGCCAGCGCUGCCGAGACCUGGAACAUCAGCUGUCGGUGGCUCUGGAGGAGAAGUCGACCCUACAGGCAGAGACACGCUCCCUAAAGGAAAAGUUGAGCCGCUGUGACUCUCUGGACGCCUCCUCUACUGCCAUCACCAGCAAGAAGCUGCUGCUGCUGCAGAGUCAGAUGGAACAGCUUCAGGAGGAGAACUACAGGCUGGAGAACAGCAGGGAUGACAUGCGAGUGCGGGGAGAGAUACUGGAGCGCGAGGUCACCGAGCUGCAGAAACGAAACGAAGAGCUGACCAGCCUGGCGCACGAGGCCCAGGCCUUCAAAGACGAGAUGGACAUCCUCAGGCACUCGUCUGACCGGGUGAACCAGCUCGAAGCUCUGGUGGAGACGUACAAGAGGAAGUUGGAGGAUCUGGGAGACCUGCGCAGACAGGUGCGCCUCCUGGAGGAGCGCAACACCGUGUACAUGCAGCGCACCUGCGAGCUGGAGGAGGAGCUCCGCAGGGCCAACGCUGUCCGCAAUCAGCUGGACACCUACAAGAGACAGGCUCAUGAGCUUCACACCAAGCACUCAGCAGAGGCCAUGAAAGCUGAGAAAUGGCAGUUUGAGUACAAGAACCUUCACGACAAGUAUGACGCACUGCUAAAGGAGAAAGAACGUCUGAUUUCGGAAAGAGACACACUUCGAGAGACAAACGAUGAGCUGAGGUGUGCACAGGUCCAACAGAGGUGUCUCAGUGGAACUGGAGGCUUGUGUGACAAUGAUGUCACAGUAGGAAACCUCGCUGCAGAGAUCAUGCCCACUGAGCUCAAGGAGACGGUGGUGCGUCUACAGAGUGAAAACAAGAUGCUGUGUGUCCAGGAGGAGACCUACAGGCAGAAACUAGUGGAGGUGCAGGCUGAGCUGGAGGAGGCUCAGCGCAGCAAGAACUCCCUGGAAACUCAGAACAGAUUAAACCAGCAGCAGAUCUCAGAGCUGCGCGCUCAGAUCGAGGACCUCCAGAAAGCGCUCCACGAGCAGGACAGCAAGACUGAGGACGCCAUCUCCUCCUUACUGAAGAAGAAGCUCGAGGAACAUUUGGAGAGGCUCCAUGAAGCUCACUCAGAUCUCCAGAAGAAAAGAGAAGUCAUUGACGACCUGGAGCCCAAAGUGGACGGCAACAUGGCAAAGAAGAUAGAUGAACUCCAGGAGAUCUUGCGGAAGAAGGACGAGGACAUGAAGCAGAUGGAGGAGCGAUACAAGCGCUAUGUGGAGAAGGCGAGAACGGUGAUCAAAACCCUGGAUCCCAAGCAGCAGCCGGCGCCCGUGUCUCCUGACAUCCAGGCUCUGAAGAACCAGCUGACAGAGAAGGAGAGAAAAAUCCAGCACCUGGAGCAUGACUACGAGAAGAGCAGAGCCAGGCAUGACCAGGAGGAGAAACUCAUCAUUACUGCCUGGUACAACAUGGGGAUGGCGUAUCAUCAACAAGUGUCUGGCGAGCGUCUGGGGCCAUCUAACCAGGCCAUGUCCUUCCUCGCUCAGCAGAGGCAGUCCACCAACGCCAGGAGAGGCCUGAUGCGACACCACCCGAGAUAAGUCGUCCAGACAGGAGACAACACGCUGGAUAGAAGCCUAGAGAAGACGAGGUGAUCCACAGUCACCUGUAUCUUUGCCUUAAAGCCUUCACUGGAUCACUGCACCUCAGAGUAUUCGUCAUGCUGCUGCUGCCCCCUGCUGGCUCUUAAUGGUACGAAAAUGUUUAUUUUCCCAGCGGAGCCCUGGAGGAGACUUUUUUAACUCUGCUGUUAGAAUCAGAGUGAACUCACAGAAACAGAAGACCAGAGUAGAGGGAGUCAUUAAAGAGGCUGUCUCACCUUUUAAGGUGACUUUUAUUUCCUCUGUAGCCUCACAGACUCGAUCCUGUUUCUUUAAGGUAUGUUUUAAACCUUUUUUUUUUUUGUCUUUUAUGUUAUACGGUAGGAUUUAAUGUGAUUUACAGUUCACAUGUGUAGUCAGAGAGGAGUUAGUAGGGGUUUUACAUUUACUGCUGUAAGUGCUAAAGAAGACAUGAAGCCACCCAGGCUUUAGACUGAACACUCAGCCGUCAGCACAUCUUCUUGGUUUUGUUUGUUUUGGAUUUUCUCAUAGCUUUUGUUUUUGUCGUCUUGACCAUGUGUUCUGAGUUUGAGCUUUUUUGUUUUAAUUAGAAGGAACUCAAAGCGAUGUAAAGACCGUGAGGGUGUGUUAGUGGCUUUAGUCUUUUCUCCUAUCGUAUUCACUUGAAUCAGUUUCUCUAAGCUUAAUUUUCAUGAUAAGAAUUAUUUGAAACACCAAAGCACUUUCCUGGAAGGUCGGGGUGUUUAGUGCCUCACUGAAAACUAAAAAUACUCCCUCGAUGGAUGAGACUGAAGUCUGAAGUAUUUGCAGUGUCAGCCCCCAUCUCCUCGUCUCAUUUGGUACAAGAAGGUUUUACUUAAAGAGAAACUGCAGUAUUUUUCAAUCUGGAUACUAUUUUCCCAUGUUGUGGGGUCUAAGUAACUGAUGGGAACAGUGAUUUUUGAAACUUGUUUAGUAUCAAGAGAGAGCAGCUGGCAGCAGUGGACAGGCUCCAGUAUAACCACUCAGAGCAGGUGUGCUUUGUCACUUUACAGCCAUUUAAAAUGUCUGUUUUUGCCACUGACGGGCUCAGAUUGUUACUGUGAGUGUCUGACAGCAUUAUGGAAAGGACCCUGAAGAGAAAUGAAAAGUUUGUUCCGAUCUGAUUUGUGUACAAGUCUUGCUAACGAGAAGUCUCGUCCUAAAAACUCACGAGAGGUGACAUGUUCUCGAAAGAAAACAAUGGAAUGAUGAGUUGGAGAGACCAGUGCUGGGAAGAGUUUGUUGUGUUAGAGGCCGCACACAUGCCGCGUCUUUACCCGCCUGGAAAACGCGAGGUCGAGCACUGGGCGCUACUUUUGUGCCUUUUCUGUGCCAGCUUUCAAGAGUGCGGUGGCAGGUUGCAUCUGAGGUUGCUAAGCAACCUUAACAAGUACUGUAUCGUAGCCUGUUAACAUGAAAUCCUGCUGUUUGAAAUGCUAUUUGUGUGUUGGCAUAUCGUUUGCUGGGCAGAUGUUAAGUUCUGGCAGUCCUGCACCAAAAUGAUCAACUUUAUUACGGACUAAGAUUUUUGGAAGAAGGGAAAGAUAUCUUUUGGCUGCGAUUGGUUGUUCCUCGUCACACAUGCAGUAAGCGCUGCGUUCCAAAAGUUGAACUCCGUUUUUCUUGGAUUGCAGCCCUCGUGCCUUGAAAAACAGGCACUCAGGAACACGUGAAAAUCUGUAAGAUAAGAGUAAGAAACACUCAAACGCUCAAGUUGCUCAAACGCUAGAGCGCCGCUGCUGCAUGUCCUCAUUGAAAACAAUUCAUUUGAGCGCAACAAAACGUGGCAUGAGUACAGAAAGCAUUUCUUACUCUUAUCUUAAAGAUUUAGCUGAAAAGAAAAGACUCCAUUACGAACGUUUCAGUUUUUGUCAGGAUCCUUUCUGUAAGGUUGUGAGACACUUAAUAACAAUGUGAGCCUGUCAGGGGCAAAAACAAACACUUUUACAGGACACACCUCCCUCGAGUGAUUACAUUGUUCCUCCACCUCUAGCUGCAGCACUCUCUGUCAUUACUGGACCUAUUUCAAACAUUGUUGCUCCCAUGAGUCACUCAGACACAAAAACACAGGAAAAAAGACUCCAGGCUGAAAAAUAACAAAGUUUUCCUUUGAAGAAUUCGUCUACUGCAGCCGUAUCUUAACAUGGCUGCUGAUAACGUGACACCUGCAUCUGAUUUUUCUUAAUAAUGCUCCCUUACUAUGAUUUUUUUUUUCAUUCUCUUCCCAAAGAUUAAAACAGGGUGUUGGUUGUGGGUUGGACCUAAUUGCACUCACCACUUUAAACUGAUGUGACUUUAGGCUUUUAAACGCCUCCUAGUUUAUCACAAAGACUGGAAAAACCGAAACACAAAAUGUGAGUCCAUUAUGAUGAAAACACUAAUAAGGAUAAUCACUCAGCUAAUGGCUGUUUACCGCUGCUACACCUCAUUUACAGUUUGACCGAACUGGAAGGAAAUGUGCUCAUCAAUACGCUGGAAUCCUUUAGCUGUCUGCUGACAGGAAGUCGGAGGCGGUUUAAAGGUUAAGCCUCUAAUAGAUGGCGCAUUCAUCAACACUACUUCUGCCUUCAUUCACUACUGGUUUAUUUUUCCCUUCAACAGAUGUUAUUUUAGUCUAUCCCAUAUCAGAGCUGCUGUUUUGAUGACUUGUUCUUAGUUCCUGUAAAUGUUUGUGCUAUGGACCACUCAGACCAGAACCUGCUGUUGUGUUCACAUUUUUAUUUUUACUCAUGUUUCAUUGUUUGAGUUUAUAUUUAUGGUGUUAUGUCACUAUCUCUGCUGCACAUUUGCAUGGCUUGAAGGGUUCAACAUUUAGGUUGUUUGUAUCAUGUAAUGGUCUAGUAGGUUAUAGCAUAGCGUACGUCAUACAGGGAUCUGAGGCAAGAUGUGUAGCUCUGUCCGCUCUACUUUGCACUACAAAUAAACGGGAUGGAAAGAUAAGAAA
Molecule: messenger RNA, 5331 nt
Organism: Epinephelus lanceolatus (giant grouper)
Lineage: Eukaryota; Metazoa; Chordata; Actinopteri; Perciformes; Serranidae
Source: RefSeq, a predicted model, not a curated record